Pomacea canaliculata is the source of this 7345-nucleotide messenger RNA. RefSeq names its product myosin light chain kinase, smooth muscle-like. NCBI's taxonomy places the organism in Eukaryota, Metazoa, Mollusca, Gastropoda, Architaenioglossa, Ampullariidae. Gene Ontology annotation, biological process: protein phosphorylation. The record is from RefSeq and is a predicted model, not a curated record. Gene Ontology annotation, molecular function: protein binding; ATP binding; protein kinase activity.
CGGCGCGUCCACCGUGUGGAAGAAAACGCUUCAGUUAGAGCCUUGACAUUGGCGACAUAUAUAUAUGAGUAUCUUUGUCCCGGUACGUUGGACUCCGGCUUGAGUGACAGUAGCUAGUGGGUUAAAGGAGAGAGAGAAGAAAAAAAAAAAGGAAGGUGGGUUUGUGGUGAUGCUGAAGUCGCGGAGACUGGUGCUGAUGUGUUGUCACGCCGGUUCAAGAACGAAGACUGAACAAGGGAAUGUCAGUGUCAAACGCACAGCUGGGCCAUGAAGUUUGGGAUCAACUUUGACCUGUGGGUCAGUGUUGUGUAGGGUUCAAACCCUGCGCGAGCUUCCGCCUGCCCCGGUGAUGAAUAAGGCUUCAUAACAGGGUUCGUCUCGACAACCGUAAUGAAUGAUUCUGUAGUCUAGCUGUCGUUGGCUCGAUUGUUGAAGGAGAAAAGAAGGAACAAGUGCGUACACACAGCUGUUGUGGUUUUGUCAGGCGUUGAAGUGUGGUGGUGGUGGUGGUGUCCACUUCAAUCAUUUCAGCCGGUGGUCAGCAUAGAUAACAUCACUACACCUGGACUUUGUCAGUGGUGCGCUCGCGCACACAUACACACACGGUGACACGGUAUACACAGUACACAGCCGUUAGAGCUGAGCGGUUGUCCGAGUGUGUACGCGAGCCAUGGAAGUGUGAGCGUAACGGAGACGGUGACCCAGAUGUGAACACACGGAACAGUACAGAUGAGUGGCAGUAAUAACACGGGGCGAGUUUAUCGCUCUGCCAUCCAAGUACAGCUUGGUGGCACCCGCGCUAAAAGAGACCACAGCGAUGGGGCAAACCUCGGCAUGAAGGAAGUUGAAUUCAAACUAGACAUUGGUAGGAGACGGUUGCCAUCACCUGAUGUAAAAAAGCCAGAACAAGAGAGAGCACCAGAGUUUGUCAUCAGGCCACGUAGACAGUUUGUUGAUGGAGGCCAGAGUGCGAAAUUCAAAGUGUCCUUUGAGGGUUCUCCCUCCACACAGCUAUCCUGGAGCAAAGACGGACAGUCUCUGUCUAGCAGUUCAAAAUACAAGAUGUACGAGCAAGAUGGCUAUCACUACCUUGAGAUUCAAAACGUACAUUCUGAUGACAGUGGCAUGUACGUCUGCACUAUUGAGAAUUCUGCUGGCACUGAUGCUGCUUCAGCUGAGCUUGAUGUCUUUGCCAAGCCAAAGUUACUGACUAGAAAUACACCUGCACCCCCAGUGCUAGUGAUCCCACUUAAAGAUGUGGAAGCCACAGUGGGUGAACAUAAUGUCCGACUGGAAUGCAAGGUGCAAGAUGCUGAUGAAAGUGAAGUAACAUGGUUCCACAAUGGCAAAGAAGUGCAGCCUAGCAGCCAUUAUCGAAUUCGCUUUACUGGUGCAAUAGCAUCCCUAGUCGUGCUUGAGGCAGAGGAGGAUGAUUCUGGACUCUAUGAGUGUGUGCUCUCUAGUGGUGGAGGUGAAAUCAGAACCAGCUGUUCACUUUUUGUUACAGCUGGUGAGAAUCCAGAACCUCCUGCCUUCACUCAAGAAUUGCAUGACACUGAAGUUGAAAAUGGAGACAAGGUGGAGCUGGUGGCAGAAGUCAAAGGCACACAGCCUAUCAAUGUGUUCUGGAGGCACAACAAUAUGGAGGUCACUGUUGAUACACCUGGAAUCACCCUCCAUUCUGCAGACGGCAUUCAUUCUCUCUUCAUAUCCAGUGCUUACACUAUUAAUGCUGGAGAAUACAUGUGUGAGGCUUUUAAUGAUUAUGGAAACACAAACACAGUCUGCAGACUCACUGUUAAAGAAGUAGAAAAACCUCAACCCCCAGAAUUUCUAACCCGACCAAUACACUUGACAAUUGAGGAAGGUUCAAAUGCGACGUUUACUUGCUGUGUCAGUGGACACCCUUCACCUACCAUUUGGUGGGAGCACAAUGGAUACAAACUGUCCCAGAGCAAAAGACUUCAGAUUUCUGAUGAUGGACAGAUUCACACACUUGAGAUAGUGGGAACAAACAAAUCUGAUUCUGGACAGUAUAUGUGCCAUGCUGAGAACUCUGCUGGUUUGGUUAUUCACACCUGUUCCCUGGUCAUAUCACACUCAAAGUUUACGCAGCCUCAUGGCACAGAUUCCUUAAAAGCCAGGGAACCCUUAGACCAGAUGGGAGAACAAAACAGCCAGGAAUCUGGCCGAUCAUAUAAUGCUCAUGAUUUCCGCAAUGUCCUGAGAAAGAGUUGUGUGAUGAUACCCCAGCCUGGCACCAACAGUACUAACCCAAAACUAACCACCUCUGCAGGUCCUACACACAGUGCACUUACAGGCUGUUCCAUUUCCAUAGGAACUACAAAAAAAAAUCUGGACUUGUUUGAAAGUAUGUCUUCCACAGAGCAAAUUAAGCCAACAAGUCGACAACAGUUUCAAACCAAUCAGAGAAGAUUUCAAAGAGGACAGUUGAUGGUAGGUGACAAUUCUCUUGUUAGGUCUUCUGUGCUUCUGACCCAAGCACCAUACCCAGCAAGGAACUGGACAGACAAAAAUGCUCAUCAAACAAAGCUUUCAAGUAAUCAGCCAAUGAAUGACUUUAGAAGUGUUCUGAAGAGACAGAGAACUACACACAGGAACACUGGAAUGUUUACAAACAGUAAUGUGAGAUCUAGAGCAUCAUUCUCCAAAAGAAGUGAAAACCGGAAAAAUGGACUAGAAUCAAAUAGUAUUGGUGCUUUGAGGAAAGAUUUUAGAAGUAUUUUGAAGGAACAUAAAGAUGGAAGGACAUCUUUGAGUACAGAAUUAAAAUCAACUCCACAGCAUAAAAACGCUACCUUAAAAACUGAAGUUCAAGAAGAUUUCAGAUCUGUUUUAGAGAAGAAAAGAAAUAGAGCAGAGGAGAGAAAACAUUUAAACCCUCCUUUAUCAGUAGUCAGUAAGGUGUCAACCGAAAAAAAUUCAAACAUAAAUAUAAGUACAGAUGUAAAUAGUCUAAAAUCAAAGUUUGAAUCGCAUCCUCAAGAUGUAAAAAAUUUUCAUCUGAAACCUACCAGAGACACACCUCCUGAACUAAUAAAUCACAGCAAGCUUGAAACUGAAAGUGUUAAAACAACAGCAGAGUGGAAAGUAAACAAUGCUGACCCAGCCAGAAUAGAACCUUCCACUUUCAAGCCGUUGUCAGAGGGGUUGUCCGCUUUGUCACGGGUCAAAAAAGAAACACCAAGGACUUCUGAUUAUUCAUCUGCCUCUGACAUAUCUCAGGACACAGACAUCUCUCAAACACCAGAUAUUUUGCAGUCUGUGGAUGCAACCUUGAAAAGACGCUGGCUAGAAGAAAGGGAGACUGAUAUUGGGAACAGCAGCAUCACUAGCUGCUUGGCACCAAGCAUUAUACAUCCGCUAGAGAACCAGAGGGCGCGAUAUGGUGGAAAAGCAGUCUUUAAGUGCAAGAUCUUGGGUGACCCAGAACCAGUCCUCAGGUGGAGUGUCAACCAUAAAGUCAUUAAGCCCUCCAAGUUUUUCCAGCUAAGCUAUGAGGAGAGCUUUGCUCAGCUAGUGAUAUCAGAGGCAUUCUCUGAGGAUGAAGGGGAAUACACCUGCACAGCCACAAAUCUAUCUGGCACAGUCUCCUCUUCCUGCUACCUCACUGUGGAAUCAUCGUCAAGUUCCAAAUCUGAGGGCCGUGCUUUUGAAGGCCCUGUGUCCAUGCCCCCUUACAUCACGUCACUUGUGCCUCAGAAUAUUGCUGUGCAGCGGGGUCAACCAGUGCGCUUGACCCUGACCUUUGCAAGCGAGCCAGCUCCAAGUAUUAGAUGGUUCCAAUCAAAAAAAGAGCUGAUUGCAGAUCACCAGGGAGCUAGCAUCUGCACUUUGAUGAUUGAUGCUGUCAGCAGAAGCGACACAGGCUGCUACACUGUCACUGUUACCAAUGAUUUAGGCACUGAUCAUGCUUCAGCUGAUAUCACUGUCCAAGAUGUGCCAGACCCACCUGUUGGGAAACCCCAUUUUUAUGACAUUAGCAGAGAGUCUGUCUCUCUGUCCUGGUGUGGCCCUGCAUAUGAUGGUGGUUCCCAAGUGACUCACUAUGCCAUUGAAGUGCAGGAAGUCAGUGAGGGGACAUGGUCUACACUAACCUCUGAUUGCCGAAGCACAUCAUACUACGCAUCCAAUUUGAAACCAGACUGCUUUUACCAGUUCCGAGUACGAGCAGGGAACAAGUUGGGGCUUAGUAGGCCAUCAGAAAUCUCGGAUAUAGUGCAGCCACUUGAUUUCUGGCUUAGCCCUUCGGAAUAUGAGUCAGAUGAUUCACUUCCAUUUGAACAUAAACAAGUCAAGAUUUGCCUGAGCAGAAAGUUUGAAGAUCACUAUGAAUUGCUGCAUGAAGUAGGAAAGGGUAAAUUUGGAAAUGUUUACAAGUGCCUGGAGAAAAGCACCAACUCAGUGUGGGCGGCCAAAGUGGUUAAAUGUCGCGAGAAGGAUAAAGAAAAUGUGCGACGAGAAGUGGACAUCAUGAACCGGCUAGCCCAUCCCAAGCUUCUAAUGCUGUGGGACGCUUAUGAAACACAUAACACAGUGGUGCUUGUAAUGGAAUAUGUUGGAGCUGGUGAGCUGUUUGAGCGGGUGAUCCGGGAAGACUUUGUGCUUACAGAACGGGACUGUGUGCAUUUCAUGCGGCAAAUCUGCUCAGGCGUUAGUUACAUGCAUUCACAGUCCAUCCUUCACCUGGACCUGAAGCCAGAAAACGUACUUUGCGUCGCAGAAAACUCCAACCAAAUCAAAAUCAUCGACUUUGGCCUGGCCCGUGUAUACAGGCCAGGGGAGAGCAUCAGAGUGUUAUAUGGCACACCAGAGUUCAUUGCCCCUGAAGUCAUCAACUAUGACGAAGUGGAUUUUUCCACUGAUCUCUGGAGUGUAGGGGUCAUCUGCUACAUCUUGUUGUCUGGCCUGUCCCCAUUUCUGGGUGACAAUGAUGCAGAGACCCUUGCCAAUGUGACAAGCGGCGAGUACGACUUUGACGAAGAACCCUUUAAGGAUAUUUCUGAAAACGCAAAAGAUUUCAUCUGCCGUCUGCUUAUCAAGCGUAAAGAGCGACGCGACACUAUAGAGCAGUGCCUGCAGCACCCCUGGCUGGCCCAGGAGGACCAGCGUAUCCGCUGCAAGCGCCUCAACACAGAGAGACUGCGUGACUUCCUGGCGCGCCGCAAGUGGCAGAAAACUGGCAACGCUAUCCGCGCGCUGGGCCGCAUGGCUUCCAUCCGAAAGAUGCUUCUAGAGGGCUUCAGUCUCAGCAGUUCUGCCAUCACCUCACACUCCCCCGAUUCCGACUCCUCCUCCCAGCCAGUGCUAACCCCCAAGCACAUCUUUUCUUCUCCUGCCAAGGUCGUAGACGAGGAAGAGACACUCGAGGGAGAGGGGAAAGACAACGGCAAAGCAGGUGAUCACGACGACGACGACAUCUUUAUGCGGCCUGCCAGCAGUCGCGGCAAAGACCAGGCGGUGUCCGCGACACGUCACUCAAAGAACCCAGAGAGAACAUCCGGUCUGGGAGCGCCUGCAUUUCCGGAAGAACUUCCCGUUUCGUCGUUUCGGCGGAGACCACUGAAGGAUGCAGAACCCGACCCAAAACCAUCAUCGACAAGGAGAGAACCCAGGUUGACCAGAAAGCCAGAACUGCUUGAAGAAGAAAAGUGUGAUGUGGUAGUUCCCGAAAAGGCAGGGAACUUAACAGCUAGCCGCCUACCCGGGACCCAGUCCAAAGACUCGACCAAAAAAUCCGCCAUUCCUGGCACCGGUUCUGUCCUCGCCACCGGCGAUACCGCCUUGCCACCGUCCACAGACCUGGCCGUCGCCGCGGGCGACUCGGAAGCUGCGGCAUCGCACAACAAAGAACCCGCCGCGGGCGUCAAGAGGGCGGUAGCGUCGCACAGCAGAGACUCGCCUCUCACCACCCCGGGUGAUGACGCUCCGACGCCGUACUUCGUCAAAAAGAUGGUGGACUGUACGGCCGUGGUGGGCGAUGUCGUUCGCUUCGAUGUCCGCGUGGCGGGUGCGCAACCCUCGCGGCUGGUCUGGCUGUUCGAGGACGAGGAGGUGGUGGAGGACGAGCGACAUCGUCUGGAGCCAGGAAGUGGCGGACAGUGCUCGCUAAUCAUGCGCAACGUGACGGAAGAGGACGAGGGCGAGUACACGUGCCGAGCACGUAACGCUGUGGGCGUGACCACGUGCUCUGCGGAGCUGACCGUGUACAAAGCGCAUUGCUUCUGACGAAGCUAUUCUGUGGGGAGAAAAGAGCAAUCGCUCAAGUUCAAACUGCCAACCCGUCCUUUCCCGACCGUUGUGAUAUUCACGUUGCAAUGCCCCGCUUCACACCCACUCAGAUCAAACGUUUGCAUGGUUGCUCCCCUCCAUUGCAAACUGGAUUUUACAUCAUGACAAUUUUAUUUUUAAUUGCCUUUCUUACAGAUGGUGCUUCCUAUUACCUUGAAAUAUCUUUUGUUUUUGUUUUUUUUUUUUUCAACCAUGGUUUGCUGUUUAAUACGGAACACACAUAUUCAUGACAUUACCGUCUAUAUUUCGGAAAUCAUUAUUGAGACAUUUUAUAAAGAACUAUUAGGUUGGGUUUUUUUUUCUUUUUUUUUUUGUUUUUUGUCCUGAUCGUGCUUAGCUAUAGACUCACCUUUUUUUUUUUUUAAAUUUUAAUUCCAGCAAAGUUCAUGUACUGUGUAUGCCUUCAAGGCUUUCUCUGAAUUUCCAACAUUUUUCAUUUGGAAUUUGUGGAGCAUUCGUCGGUUAUUGAUACCACACCCCUUCCCCCACAAACAUUUACUUGCAGCAAUGAGUUGAUCGACAGUAUUUUUAUAAAUGAUACUUUUGAUCGUAACUGACGAGCCCUCCACAAGCCCCAUCUUUCGAAUGACCCUCAAUUUUUAACCCUGAUGGAUUUUCAGACAGAGCCUUACCUUGAAGCUCGUUGUUAGACUUGACUCCAGCCAGUGCAACAGGUUUGUAGAUAUAUUGCGUUCAAGAUGUGUUUUUUCCCUCGCACUGCUAUACCCGAAAUUUUAAUGUAAAACUCCGUCUGAAGUUGAACACUUCCAAGGCGUUCGGGAAUGUGAUAAGCUGUUAUUUGUGAUGUAGUUAAUUUAUUUGAAGAAUUGUAACAAGUGUGUGUGAGACAUAAUACUGGGUUUUUGUACAGACAGCGCGUUUAUUUGUUUUUUGCUUGGUGCCGAGACCCAGAGAGAGAGAACGGGGGGAGGUCAGAGUUGUUUCCCUUUGCUGAUGUUUUCAUAUGAAUAGAGCGCGAGCAUGCAUUGUACAUGAACUACAGCUUUAAUUAAUAAAUUCUCAUCAUUUCCUU